GACUUCUGUGCCCACACAGCGUGACAAAAAUCAGAUCUCUGUUACAUCAACUGAAAAACAUAUUAGUUAACUUCCCUGAAUGUGAACGUAGCCAUUAAGUCACGGUUAUUAAGGAGUGGGGACUCCUCUGGUUGUGAGCCGAUCACACCCCUAUUCCUGUCCCACAGCUCCAUUAACAACAUUCGGGCUGCCGGAGCACUAUGCCAACACUUCGCCGUCGGCUCAUGUUUCGGACUGGUAGGAGUCUCGAAAAAAUGCGCUUCUCCCUGACGCUUUAAAAAGCAUCGAGACAGGACAACUCGACAUCAAAACAAACGAAGACUGGUCCAAUUCAAGCGUUAACGUCGCUAGAUGUCUGUAAAGAUGCCAGAGGUCAGGGAUCUUUCUGAAGCUUUGCCAGAUAUGCCCAUGGAUCCAAUCACUGGAGUGGGCGUAGUAGCCUCCAGGAACAGGGCACCCACAGGAUAUGAUGUGGUCUCCACAACAACAGACGGCCUGGAUGCUGACCUUUGGAAAGAUGGCCUUUUUAAAUCCAAGGUGACCCGCUACCUCUGUUUCACUCGGGUCUUCUCUAAAGAAAAUAGCCAUUUAGGCAACGUACUGGUGGACAUGAAGCUGAUAGACAUAAAAGACACCCUGCCUGUAGGUUUCAUCCCAAUCCAGGAGACUGUUGACACUCAGGAGCAGGCCUUCAGGAAGAGACGACUCUGCAUCAAGUUUAUUCCACGGGACUCCACAGAAGCAGCCAUUUGUGACAUUCGCAUCCUGGGGCGCUCCAAGCAGGCCCCUCCACAGUACACCUUUAUAGGGGAGCUCAACAACAUGGGAAUCUGGUAUCGCAUGGGCAACGUUCCUCGGACCCAGGAUUCCACGCACACACCCACCACAAACAACAUCCAGAAUGUGAACUCGUCCUCCAGCUCAGCCCCAGUCCCAGCUGCUCCCAUGCUCAAACAUAUUUCCAUGACACUCCCGGCCAGUUUCAGAGGGAAAAACACCACCAGACCAGACUACGAGCACCAGAACUCCAACUUGUAUGCUAUCUCAGCAAUGGACGGCGUGCCUUUCAUGAUCUCCGAGAAGUUUGCCUGCGCCUCUGAUCUGCAGCAGGUGGAUCUGAUGGGCAUCACCAUUAAGUCACUGGCUGAGGUUGAGAAAGAGUAUGAUUACAGUUUCCGCACAGAGCACAGCGCAGCCGCUCGUCUGCCCCCCAGUCCAACACGGACCUCCAUGAGCUCCGAGGCCUGAGGAACUACUGACCUGCAUACAGCGAACAGUGACCCCCUCCCUCCCUCUCGCCGCCGCCGCCUCUCUUAAACAAUGGUGAUGAAAUGAAAAGACGUAUGGUUGUUUUCUGCAUUCUUUUUUUUAAAAAAGGAAAGGAAACAAAGACUGAAAUACAGAAGUGACAACUAUGUACAAAAGGAACUAAAUAUCCUUUCGAAAUGAGAUGGAAACGCCCCCAUCGGACCUUUUUUUUUGCUCGAUCAUAUGAUUUGAAAAACAUUUAGUGUUGUACCACAGCCCUUGUGAAGGACUUGUUAGCAACAAGAUAAAGGGAUCUUCUUGUCGUGAUGGAUGCACCCGUCAGUGUCCUUUGCUGUCAGAGAAUGGACAGACUGUGAAAGCAGAGAGUCUUUCGGCCGUCCCGAGUCAUGACGCCUGCUGCGCUGUUCUGAAUCAAAGCACCUCCCACUACAUGUGUUGGGAAAAAUGAUAGGAAUCUUAUUUUGUUUUCAACCUCAUACUGAUCUUCUUCAUCUGUAAUGAUCUCAGCGUUCUUUCUAUGUUACUGUGAUAUACUGGUGUGACUGUGAGUGCACUCGUGUUAGGAAAUGUCCGUGUGCUUCCCGACGCCACAGAUAUUACAUAAAAACCACUCCCUCACUGUCGGCAGCUGAGAUUAUAGAACCACUGUUAGUGUUAGUGGUAGUUCUUCAACUCUUUGAAGUGUGGUCGUAUGCAGUGCCCGCCCACUCAGUGACCGCCUACAGACGCGGACACUCCCCUUCAACUACGACAACUUCAGCAACAUGUUUACAUGAAUUUUUAGAAGUCUGGUGUUAGCCUUUACUCGACAUUCGUAGGUUAGUAGAUAUUGUAUCGUGAAAAAAUUAGUUCAACCUGUAAACUGAUGUUGUUUGGCUUCAUAAACUGUAGAAAAUCAACUGUUUCUACACCACAGCAGCACAGAGGAGUUGUUGAUCCACUGCUGCCUCCAUCGGUUUGAAUGUUUCUUAAUGUACUGUGGUGUGAGGGUAGUUUUGGCUUGCGUCCCCCAAAAACCAUGGUUUGUCUUGCGUUGAGUGUCCGUGUCUGAGGUUGGUAUCCGCCCGGCAACAGAUGCGUGCACAGUGUCAUACAGCCACACUGCAAACAGACUUGACUAGCUCCUUAAAGACCACAGUACACUUUACACUGCUGGGCUUACACAUGCAUAGCGUUUUGAACUAAGCUGUGAUUAUUUUUUUGACGAGAUGGUAACACAAACAUUCUUAAUACCUUUUUGAAUAGCAACGAAUAUUAACAAGAACUAAAAAAAAUAAUAAUCUUAAUUACACAGAAGAAAUGAAAAAGCAUGUUCACACAGUGCUACGACUGUGACCCCGCUGCUGUUGAAACAAAGCCUUGUGAUCAAAGCAAUGCGGAACAAUUCAUUCACUGAAAUCACACCUUACUCUGAUCCUCUUAUUACCAUACUUGUGUUGACGUGUGAGGUGUACCACACCACACACUCUUGAAAAAAAACAUCAACUUCAUUUACUGUUUCUGACGUUUAAAGCUGCUGUCCGAGAUCUGGCUAACCUGUUGUUCGUUGGUGCCAUCACAGUGCGUUCCAUUUGUGGUCGGAACUCGGAAAUGCUCUCUCUCGUUUGUAAUAAUCUGAGAGAAUCAACUUCCUGUUUACACAUACAGUAUAUGCCUAGUAUACCUGAACGGUUACGUGACAGACUCUGAACGGAGCUAAACGUUUGUCUGGAUGCAGAACACUUUUACCAGAAAGAGCCGUUUUAAAUGGAAAAUGUAACGACAGCAACUUUAACGUAGAUGUCACGCUUUAAUGCUGCGGUCACACUGAACACAUACGCGCUGCACCACUGUUUUUGUACUACAAGGUGGAUCGACUUCCUCUCUGACUCCUCGCAGAGCAAAUGACAAAAAGACGCCACGCCGUGGAAUCUUGACAUCGAUUGGCUUAUGUGUUAUUUUAUGAUUUGAUUGUAUUUAAUACUCUCUUCUUUGUUUGUAAACUUGGAACACGGCGCAGCGCGUCUGAUGUGACCGCAGCAUAAAUGUUGUUUUAUUUUUUAACCACACUGAAGCAUGUUUCAGCGUGUUUCCUCUGUACUUACACGUUUUGAAUGUGUGAAAAUGAUUUUAGAAGUUUGGUUUUUAUAGAUCCAUCUCACACGUUUAGGCCACUUCCCACUCCAGAACCACUACAGUUCACUUGCGAUGAUAUGGGGGUUUGACAGUUGCCACUUGUUCACAGUGUUCAAACACAAUAACGCUGGUGAAUCCUCUCUGCUGCAUCCUGCCACACAAAUACUACUGUUGAUAACAACACAUUAAACCCACACCCCCGCCUUCAUGUCUGUUACUUUUCUGAUUUUUAAUGCUCUGUGAGGUAAAUCUCAGCGCCCCCUUCAGGCAACUUGUUACUGAGGGGCAUCAUUUUUUCAUUUACUGUCAGUUGUUUGUUUGAACACUGACGUCGCGUCAUCUGUGCGAAAGCUAUAAUUUGACUGUUACAUAUCCACGUUAAAAUGCCCGUCUCUGCACUGAACACCAUGUAAAUGCACAACAGUGGUUUUAUAUUAAAGGGAUAGUAAAGGUUUUUGAAGUUGGUACUGACUACACUGCAUACGCGAGGAUAAACAGUUAAUAAAAACACACUAAACUUAUAAAAACAAAAACUUAACUUUUCUGGAUGGCAACAAAAGUUUUAAAACUUAGAGUCCAAAGAGAAAAUCAUCAUUUUUUGAGCUGCUGCUAUGUUUGUUUGGAUUUAGCAAGUUAACAUAAAAUUAGCAAAAGGAUUUCAAACACACAAGUAAAAUAAGUGGACUUUGGUGUGACGAGUGAGAGGUUUACUAAGUGACACAAAGUUAUAAAACCAAACGUCAAAAAACCCAAACUAUCCCUUUAAGUCAGUCAGCAGCACCAGCGUGUUUUAUUUGUCCUUGUUCACAUCACUUGUUACAGAAGACAGAUGUUCACAAGCAAACGCUAGUUUCUCUUUUUUAUUAUCAAGUCAUAAAUGCAUGGAUUAACCUCCUUUUACUUUAUAUUUUUGUUUGAAUAAUGUAUUAGUCAUUACAGUAUUGUGACAGUGACCUAAAGGCUUUGUUGUUUUCAAAAAUGUAACCUAUACAGUUGUUUGGAGUGAAAAGAUAAACAGCUCAUGUGAUGUGUGUGUGUGUGUGUGUGUAACUACACGUAUGUCAUUGUUUCCAGACAGUUCUACAGAAACUGUAAUAUCAAACCAAUAUGACGUCUGCACUGACGGCAAAUCUCACAUCUGCUUUUAUGUCUGUUAGUAAGCGUGCAUGAGGUGUUCCACUUAGACAGUUGUUCUUUUUCUAGGAUAACGAUCGACAGUCAUCAGUGCAUCUGUUCAUUUUGUGUCAUCAGGUCAUUUUAUUAAAAUAUGAUGAACUUAAA
This is a messenger RNA of Solea senegalensis (Senegalese sole), 4665 nucleotides long. RefSeq names its product multivesicular body subunit 12Ba (gene mvb12ba). NCBI's taxonomy places the organism in Eukaryota, Metazoa, Chordata, Actinopteri, Pleuronectiformes, Soleidae. The record is from RefSeq and is a predicted model, not a curated record. Gene Ontology annotation, cellular component: late endosome; ESCRT I complex. The coding region runs from base 352 to 1248 and encodes 298 amino acids. The transcript is spliced from 10 exons. Gene Ontology annotation, biological process: regulation of epidermal growth factor receptor signaling pathway; virus maturation; viral budding.